Trichobilharzia szidati is the source of this 380-nucleotide messenger RNA. NCBI's taxonomy places the organism in Eukaryota, Metazoa, Platyhelminthes, Trematoda, Strigeidida, Schistosomatidae. The record is from the annotation of a GenBank genome assembly.
GUGUGCGCCGGCAGGGGAUCGAACCCUGGACUAUGUGUAUGGUCGGCGAGAGUCCUAACCACUGUGCCACCGACGCACCGACGCUCAAACUCAUUCAGUUUAGUGUUAAAUUCUGGACUGAUCUAUCUGCUUUACAUUAAAAUAUGGUGAAUCCCUGUGUGAUCAAUAAAGCAAACACGCCUAAUAUGCACAAUUCGAUCUUUGUACAUGGAAUAAGAAGCAAAGGUAUAUCUGAUCAAAAAAGAAGGAAAGUCUUAAACACUGAACAGAUUUUCAUUUUAAAGGCAGAACAAAAAGUCGUUCAGUUUGUGGAAAUUGGACUGAUCAUGCGGUUAAUUCAGUCAUGUGGUGAUAUCACACAGAAGAAGCGUAGAAACUGA